Messenger RNA from Anisakis simplex (herring worm), 261 nucleotides. The record is from the annotation of a GenBank genome assembly. Lineage: Eukaryota; Metazoa; Nematoda; Chromadorea; Rhabditida; Anisakidae.
GGUGUACAGGUAGGUGCUGCGCAAGCUGGUACCUUACUAGCGGGCACAUCAUCAUUAAAUGCUGCUGCUUAUGCAGCACAACCAUCCUCCAAUGCUCUUAGUUCAUACACUGCCACUGGGAUGGGUCCCUCUCUCACUGCCUCAGGAAAGCCGAAAUUCGGCUACACCCAAACGCCUACGAUGAUGCUCGAUGGCGUAUUGAAGACUUAUCAAAGUGGUCCUCAAGCUCAACUCCAUGAGGUUGUGCAUAAUUAUAAAUGA